Messenger RNA from Lemur catta (Ring-tailed lemur), 618 nucleotides. Its product is annotated as synaptosomal-associated protein 23-like. Gene Ontology annotation, biological process: exocytosis; synaptic vesicle fusion to presynaptic active zone membrane; synaptic vesicle priming. Lineage: Eukaryota; Metazoa; Chordata; Mammalia; Primates; Lemuridae. Gene Ontology annotation, cellular component: synaptobrevin 2-SNAP-25-syntaxin-1a-complexin I complex; plasma membrane. The record is from RefSeq and is a predicted model, not a curated record. Bases 1 to 618 code for a protein of 205 amino acids. Gene Ontology annotation, molecular function: syntaxin-1 binding; SNAP receptor activity. The transcript has 2 exons.
AUGAUAACAGAAGGAGGCCUGGAACUUCAGAAAGGAAAGAGGAACAUGAGAAUGGGUAAAAAGAGGGGUGAAUAUAAAAAUCAUUCUAUGUCUCCUGAAUUUCAUAAAUCAAGAAUGAUUAAGUCACUUCCCAAAGGUGAGCAAGGGGCAGAAGAAGGCAUGGACCAAAUAAAUAAAGACAUGAGAGAGGCAGAGAAGACUUUAACAGAACCCAACAAGUGUGGUGGCCUUUGUGUUUGCCCAUGUAAUAGAAGAAAGAACUUUGAGUCUGGUAAGGUCUGUAAGAUGACAUGGGGAGACGGCGGAGACAACUCACCUAGCAACAUAAUAUCUAAGCAGCCAGGCUGGGUGGCAGAUGGUCAGCCUCAGCAACCAACAACAGGAGCAGCCAGUGGAGGAUACAUUAAACGUAUAAUGAAUGAUGCCAGAGAAGAUGAAAUGGAAGAGAACCUGACUCCAGUGGGCGGUAUCCUGGGGAAUCUAAAAAAUAUGGCACUGGACAUAGGUACUGAGAUUGAAGCUCAAAACAGAAAAGUAGAAUGGAUCACAGAAAAGGCUGACACCAACAAAGACCCUAUUGACAUUGCCAAUGCCACAGCAAAGAAACUCGACAGCUAA